Molecule: messenger RNA, 5895 nt
Organism: Xyrichtys novacula (pearly razorfish)
Lineage: Eukaryota; Metazoa; Chordata; Actinopteri; Labriformes; Labridae
Source: the annotation of a GenBank genome assembly
GCAGUAAAGAAAGCGCGGAAGUGGCUGCCAACCUGCUGCUUUAUUGUACGUAAACAGAGCAGUAGCCGCUAAUGGAUAAAACGGUGCUUUUCAACGUAAAGUCACACUAACGUUUCGUCUAUGCAACACCGAGGAAGUCGGUAAAUGUGAAAAUGGCGAAAGCUGUUCCCGCGGAGGCUUUCUUGUUGUACCUCUGGAGCCUCUUGCAGUUCAGUUGUGUGUCAGGUGAGCGCGUGGGGCAGGGGCGAGCUCUCAUUGUUUCAGCUGCUAACUAUAAUGACCACCUACGUUAACUUGACGUCAGUUUAAAAGAAAUGAUAUCAGACAUAUGUCAGCUCUUGUGGUACUUGUAAAAUCAUGUGUAGAUUCUAUAUUGGGCAGUGAGACAGUAACCUGAGGUUUCUGUGUCAUAGUUUCGAUUAACUUCCAUCCGCUGUCGCGGUUUCCCACAGUUUUGACGACAUAGCUAUUUACAACUCACGAGUCAGCAUGAUGUGUAUGUCUCUGUUUUUUUCCACUUUAGGUAUUAGGGUCAAUGAACUGCUGUAUUUCCGAGUCAUCAGUCCAGAGGAGAUAGGAUAUAUAUUCAGUGCUGCACCUGCCAAAGACUUUGGUGGACACUUCGUACGUGACCCUUCUACUUGUUGGCCAAAUAAUGCCCAAGCCACAGACACAUGUCUCCACUUAAUAUGAACCCUACCCUGUCUUUUUAUCCCCAGACAUCAUACUAUGAUGAGAUUUACCUGGUGCCAGCAAACCCAACAGAUGGCUGCACAGACCUGGAAGACAAAGAAAUAAUUCAGGGACAAGUCAUUUUGGUGGAAAGAGGGUAUGCAUGCAUGUUUAUUCACCUGUGGGGACACCCGUGUGCUGCUUUAUAAACACUAAAAAAGAGAAUAUGAAGCAUUUUAUAGAGCAUUUAUAAGUCAAAGUUGAUCACUUGGUGCAGUGGUUCUCAAGUCCAGUCCUUGAGGCCCACUGUCCUGCAUGUUUUGGAUGUUUCCCUGCUCCAACACACCUGAUUCAAAUGAUCAGCUCGUUAUUAAAGCUGCGUCCGAAUUGCCAAGUAGUAGUCGAAGUAGUAGUCGAAGUAGUAUCUAGCAUGUCCGAAUUGGCCACCGGAGCGAGUAGCAUGCUACUUCAGAUACUACUUCAGAUGCUAGACACGCCCACAUUGUAGGUUGGUCUCGGUGCAUCCUACGGGCAUGCUACUGACCCAAAAUGCACCGCGGGCUUCUUCUUCGUCCUCUUAAAAGUUGUAGAAGCGCAUGUGAUGCUAGCGCCACCAGCUGCUCUGCCUAUUUAAAAGUGUCGCGAACGCCGGCUGGCCACAGCAGCGCGCACCAUGUCGGAGCAGCAGCAGCAGCAGGCGGGACCGCAGCAGUACAGAUGUAAGUUUCAUGUAACUUCACACACUGUCCUAAAAAAUGUGCGGUUGUAUCUCUUUGUCAUGUCAUGGUGUCAUAUUUGCCCAAGUAAUCAUUUUAUGAGCAAAUAUGUGGCGACAUCAUGGAGGUAAAGCUCACUUAUUCCAUCAUUAAACUGCACAGCUGCAGUACUACAGCCAGGCCCGCAGAUGAGGAGCUUCAGUUACCACUGUCUGCACGGGCGCAGUACCUACUCUCUGCCUGCGGGGGUCGUCUUUCCCCACCGCUCGUCUAGUGUGUCCGAAUUGGGCCAACGUUUUUAGUAUGUAGGAGUAGGAUCUAGCAGUAGCACGUAGCAGUAGCAUGUAGUAUCCGAGCGGGCAGUUCGGACGCAGCAUAAGCCAUUACAGAGCUUGAUAACGAGCUAAUCAUUUGAAUCAGGUGUGUUGGAGCAGGGAAACAUCCAAAACAUGCAGGACAGGGGGCCUCGAGGACUGGACUUGAGAACCACUGACUUGGUGGAAAUUAAACACCCCGAUCUAGAUUUUUUUAAGCAGUAGUUUGUUUAUAUGUAAGAGUCUUUAUGUGAUUACACCAGCGGCCUGCAGGCUCUUAUGCAGGGUGUGAAAGUUAAAAUAUUGAUGUAGCGGCACAUGACAUUUUGAGUAACAUGGGUUGGGCAUUGCUAGGUAAAUAGAAGAUGGUAGCUUUGACUUCUAGCUCGUAUUACAAAAUUUAACUCCUUCAGUUGUUAACACAUCUUGGAUCAACUUCAGGGCAGGUCUUUGUGGUCUUUUUAAGGAAUCAAGAGGUUUUUUUGUUUGAUAUUCAGCUAGAAAAAAUCACAAAAGGUCUCCCACUUAUAUGACAAAAUGUGAUUAACUUUAUUUGUCUGUAGGGCUGACAGAAGCCCCAAAUGCAUCUUCUUGUGUUCUUGUGUGUAACAUUUAAAUGCAUUUUCUCUCAUUUCUUCUCUUUUGUAUGUCCUCCAGAGGUUGCUCCUUUGUUCAAAAAGCCAGAAAUGUGGAGGAAGCAGGAGGCAAAGCUGUUCUAAUUGCAGAUAAUGCAGCGGAUAAUGACAGCCAUUACCUUGAUAUGAUCACAGAUGGAAGUACCGCCAAACCAAGCAUACCUGCUCUGUUCCUGCUGGGACGCGACGGGUAAGACCAACUCUUUUAUUAAUACAAGCAUGAAUAAAAAAACCCUUCAUUCAUUGAUUUUUUUAAUCACUUUUCAUCACUUCAUGUUUGUGUCACAGAAUGAUGAUCAGACGAACUCUUCAGAGACAGGCGCUGCCGUGGGCUGUCAUUUCCAUCCCCGUCAAUGUUUCCUCUUUGGCCUCAUUCCCACUGAAGCAGCCCCCAUGGACACUGUGGUAGAAAUGUCGCACACCCACAACUUGUUCCACUUCCUCUUUCAGUGAACACUCCUUUUAUCAUGCAUAUUCUGUCAGCUUUGAAUAAUCUCUCACCUCUAGGGAAAUUCUUCGAUGGUGGUUAAGCAAAUGCACUUGUCUGAAAUGUGAACUAGUAGGACUGACCCAUGUACACACUAACCUUUGGAUUUAACUGAGCCUUUAAACCAGGCGUAGACACUGAAACUCAGCAAAAAUUUAACAUACUUAUUCCCAAAUAGAGUUGACAGAAUUAGAAAGUGUGUUUUACAAUAAAUAAUGAUUCCCAUGUUGUCACAGAAAAAGGUAUUGUGCCAGCUGCUCUUUUUAGCAGCAUACCAGAUUUUGUAAAUGUUAUUGAUAAGACUAACCUAUUCAAGAAAAACAGGUCUUAUUUUUUUACUGACAACUGAGCCUUUCAAGCAAAUCCAAUAUGAAACCUUUGAAAUCACCAAAGCAAGGAUUAAGGUCAACUAGUGCAAGUAUGAGUCAAACAUUUCCAAGGAACCUCCAGGAUUUACUUUGUGAAAACUGAACAAUAAUACAAGUAGUCAUAACUAGUUUUCUAAAAGGUGUUUUUGUUUUACUUAGCUGGGGAGUCAUGGUGGACCAUUGACUCUUGAAGCUUAUCAUACUCUUUAUAUUCAGUGUGGGGGUGUUGAGCUGUCAUUAGUUGCCUUUACAUGCAGUCAUUUUGGUAUUUUUUCAGCAGCAUCUAUCUUUUGAUGCCACGCUACCACCAUCUCUCCAUGCAGUGUUUCCUGGUACAUUUUGCUCGCCAGUUUUUCUCUUAAGCAGGCAGCUUAUUUCUUGUGAUACGUGAAAACGGCAUGUUUCCUCGAUGCACAUGCAUUGUACAGUCUGUCCUAAUAAGCUUGGUCAUAUUCAGUAGAUUUAUACGGACUCUCUAGAUGUGUUCUGAUUGGUAUUUGCAAAAUGUUAGCUAUAUUCAAUAUUGUUAUUUUGCACAUGGUUUAAAAGCAAAUAUCGCACACUCUUAGUUUUAUCACAGAAGCUACUCGCAGGUGAUUCAUCGGUCUGAAGUCAGUGCCUAAGCCUGCUGAAGUUGAUACCAAGUAAUAAAUAGACUGAAGCACACCCAUCCUUUCAAUUAACCAAACAGUUCAAGCUGUAAAUUCGUGCUUAUUUUCAUUUACAUUCAAGUUAAACUCUUAACAAAAAAGUAAUAUCAUUAACACUAUUUCUUGCAUAAUUGUGAAGUAUACGUUUCAUAACUUUCUUUAUCAGGUGACACUAAUUUAGAUUUCAAGACUAUAAGCAUUUUGUGGUAACUCCACUACUUAAACUGCAUUUAAAGCUUAUUUAUGAAGCUUUAUAUCAUUCUGUAUAAGUGGUUAAAAGCAAUCAUAAUAACUUAAAGCAAUAUUUAUGGAGUUUUAUAAGCAGUGAGUUAAUUGCCACAUGAACAUACAAUUCAUAACCCAUUUUACCUGAAUGUAAAACAAACAGCAUCUUUUGAAUUCUGAGUUACAUAACACAUUAUCACUCCCACAACUGUAUCCACUUACAAAAGUUCAUAGAGAGCUGUUCAAGUGUAUCAUAAAAAGUUCAAGUCCACAAUGCUCAAAUUGAAACAGGUGUUUUUAAUACUUAGAAUACAGUGUGACCUAAUGUGCUUUAAGUAAAGGGAAAUAUGAACUAGAAUAUAUGAUAAAUAAAUCAGCUGAGCAUUUUUGUUAACAGUGUUGCUGAUUGGAUGAAACACUGGAUCCAGUAAGUUCCGAAUUCACCUUUAACUUUGGAUAAUUGCCAUAGUAAAGUAGUUAUACCUAAUGGCAUACCUGAUCUCUCUCCAACAAAGAUUGGGUUAAUGGAUAAUCAAGUUAAAGGACUGAUAAUUUUACAUUCACUUUAUUAAGAUAGAAAAAAAGAUAUGCUACUUUUUACUGUUUAAACAAAAAGGGACAGCUCUUUUAAGGGGCCAUGUUUAGUUAAAAUCAAACUUUCUUUUGAAAGUCAAUACGAUAUAAAGAGUCUUGUUUGUAUGGUGAAUGAGUUCAUAUGUACUUUUAUAACUGGGUAAAGUUGUGGGAGUUAUGAUGUGUUAUGUAACUCAAAGGACACUGUUUGCUUUGCAUGAAGAUGUGAUGCAUUUUAAGUUGUACAUUCAUGAAGAACAUUUUUAAAGCACUUCAUAAACAUUGCUAUUAGUUGCUAUAAAUGCUCACAGUCACUUGUAAGAAUAUUCACAAACCUAAUGAUGCAUUUUAAGUGCUGAAUUCACAUUAAAAGUUUUUCUUAUCUCCUAGACUAUUGUUAGCAGUAAAACUUGAUAUUGACUUUGAAUGGCAUUGUCAUUUUUUUCUAUUUUAAAAGGUGCAUGAGAAUUCAUAAAUAUAAAAGAAACUUCCUAAAAAAUUUUUCAUCCUAGCUACUCUGUUGUCAUUAAAAUGAGCAAAUAGAUUUCAGCUCAGUAUGUGCUGUGUUUACAUCAACACUUAAACCUUAGUCUGGUGGUGUGACCUUCGCAGUUAACAGUUUUCCUUACCGUAAAUCUGUGAAUGUAAGUUGUGGGUGCCUUGCUUUCAUUGGAAUUCUCAAAUGUCAUUUUUUCUGAGUCAUUGUGGGAAUUUGACCAGGAAAUAAACAGUUUAACUUUCAUUUUUGGAUGUUGAUGUUUGAGCUAAAGAAGUGAAACCGUAACACUGGGAAUUUCCUUUCUGAGAGACUGACAAUGCUCAUGUGAGCUCAUGGAAAGUUAUUUUCUUUUCCUCAUGUGAAUAAAGCUUGAUCAGGAAUUGUUUUCCUAAAGGUCGUUGAACCUUACUGAUGCACACAUGUUACAUGAUUCACACUUGUGAAGGAUUGUGGAUGAUGACAGGGAGGGAAGUACCCAUACGCUGAUGAGAGCAGGUUAUGAAGAGAGUUGAAAUAUGAAAAACACCACAUCUGUUUGGAGCUUUUUAGCCGCCUUGCUAUUACUGCAGUGAACCUGCAUGUGUACUGGCUAAAGUGUUCCCUGAACUUGAAAAGACCACUAUAUUUUUAAAAUGCAUGUGUGACAAACAAAGCCAUGUAAAAUCCCACACACAGAUGCAUGAUUUUUUUCUUUAUAUACUGCAAUGUCCCUAAAAGAAAUCACACAUUAAUAAAGAGCCAAGACAUUUGAGUCUA